This is a messenger RNA of Triticum aestivum (bread wheat), 435 nucleotides long. RefSeq names its product early nodulin-93-like. Lineage: Eukaryota; Viridiplantae; Streptophyta; Magnoliopsida; Poales; Poaceae. Bases 98 to 328 code for a protein of 76 amino acids. The transcript is spliced from 2 exons. The record is from RefSeq and is a predicted model, not a curated record.
CUCGACGAAGAUGGAAACUGAGCUAGCAGUGAGGCCGUGACUUACAGCACAGAAUUCAGGUGGCCCCACAUGUUAAUCCGAAACUGCAGAGGCUGCCAUGGCCGGAGCCAAGGCCGCGGCAAUCGCCACCGUCACUACCCUGGCGAGCGUGAGGAUGUUGCCGUGGGCCACCAGGGCGCACCUCAACCCGACCGGGCAGGCCCUCAUCAUAUCCACCGUCGCCGGGAUGGCCUACUUCAUCGUCGCCGAUAAGACCAUCCUCUCCAUGGCCAGGAAGCACUCCUUCGAUGACGCACCUGACCACCUCAAGAACACCUCCUUCCACUAAUUAGACUAUAAUAGAUCCAUUAGUAGUGUGCAAUAAACUGCAAACACUUAUCUGAUUAUGAUGUUCAGCCAGCUGAGAAGCGACGACUUAUCUGACUAGUAAUGCGC